GCGUACUGGUGAGCUUAUGAGUUAUGCCCCCGAUCCAAGUUUAGAACAGGCUUCCCCUGGUUCUCCUUGUAGGAAAGGACCGCUAGACGGCCCCAAUCAGAAAGUUGCUAUGCAAGAAGUAAUCUCGUAUGCUACUAUGUAGUGUAUGUACAUACACUCAGCGCCAUAGUAAUACUCUGCUUCUCGAGCUCUUCCUUCACCUAUGUACCGCGUGGACACCGGCCUGAUGCCGUAUUACCCAACUCACAACCAAUAAUUACACGCCAAUUCAGCGUCUAAACGUACGACUUGGCUAUACCCUGCCGAAACCAUCGGCCCUUGGGUAGAGAGGUAUAGACGUGCACGGUUGACACCCGCAUUUGGGAGAACCGGGGACAGACUUCUACUGCUACGUAGUAGUCGGAAGUAGGAUCCACAUGGGUCUGAGGCGUGAGAAGAGAUGAGGACCCGCAACAGUUCUAGCGACCAAGUGGUUAUAAGAGGUGGUGAGGCGCCGCCAUGCGAUUUCUAAAUAGGGUUCUUUCUUUCCUUAGCGAUCUCGAUCGUCUGCCGCUCGUUUAAAUCCAUUUUAGACUGUAUAUAUAAUUAUAUAUACGGUAACUAACUACCCAAACAUGAAGGUCUCUAAUGCUUUGUUCAUCUCGGCGGCAUCUGCCGCCGCCGUUCCGAAUUACCUACAGGAUACUUUGAAGGAGACUUUAGAGGAUGUUAAGGAGUUUCUUGAAGGGUUGCCCCUGGGCCACUUCGGUCAGGUCCAUUCCAUUUCGAUAGAGGAUGCCAUCAACAGGGUGGAUUUGAUUGGAACCAACUUCAGCAGCCUUCCCAUUUCGAGCUUGGCCGAUUCGCCUCUUUUCAAGAUCACUUCAUUCAAGGGUGCAGGUGGCAGCAAGGGUGGCAACAAGGACGAUGCCGAGAAGGCUACCGCUAGCGAGGAUGGCGAAGAGGACCAGACUUUCGACACCGCUAGCACUGACAGCACCGGGAGCACCCAGGACACUACUCAGAGCCCUGAGAACCUCGAGAGCAACCAGAGCGCCGCAAACUCAUCCAGCGAGAGCGCUGCUUCCCCCUCCAGCUUCUCUGACACCGAGGGCACCGAGGGUACCCAGCAGAGCGCUGUUGCCGGCACCUGCUCCAGCCCCAACGUCCGCUUCGAGUGGGACGACUUCGCCGCCUCCGACAAGAAGGCAUUCGUUGAUGCCAUCCAGUGCCUCAUCGAGAGCCCCGCGUCCGGACGCUUCUCCCCGGCCCGCAACCGUUUCGAGGAUUUCGUCCGUCUCCACCAGUCUUACUCCCCCAAGAUUCACAGCAAGAGCACCACCCAGCAGACUCACAAGUUCAUCCUAUGGCACCGCUACUACGUCUGGGCUUUCGAGCAGGUCCUACGUGACGAGUGUGGCUUCGACAGGGCCUUCCCCUGGUGGGAUGAGAAGAAGUGGGCUGGAAAGUUCGCUCAGUCUACUAUCUUCACCCCUGAGUACUUCGGCAGCCUGCCCACUGCUGUUAACGGCAAUGCUAUUUGCAUUAACGAUGGCCGAUUCGCUGGCCUCCAGCUUUUCAUUGGACCCGGCAUGACCGUUGACUACCAGCACUGUCUUCAGCGAGCCGUUGACGAGCAGGUUACUUCCCAGACCGGCAUGGACUCCUGGAACGCCUGCAUGGCCCGUACCACGUACCCCGACUUCCACUCUUGCGUCGAGUUCACUUUCCACGGACAGGGACACAACGGUGUUGGUGGCAUCAUGGCUGACGCCAUCGCUUCUCCCGGUGACCCGUCCUUCUUCAUGCACCAUCUGUUCGUCGACUACGCCUUCCGCAAGUGGCAGCUCGACGACGCGUCCCGCAUGACCACCAUCAGCGGAUGCGAGGAUGCCGACACCUGCCAGCCCCUGACGCUCGACAGCGUCGUCUACCUCGGCAACAUCUGCGGCGACAAGUGCCCCGACCUGCCCGUGCGCGACAUCAUCGACACCACCAACGGACACUUCUGCUACAGGUACAACUACUAAGCCACUUCAUCCAUAAGUGGUUUUUUUCCCGUAGACGGCUGUGGAGGAGAGAAGGAAGGGCCCCCCUUGUUGAGGAAGGGGGGCUGCCGGUGAAGAAAAAAUUCUUGAAAACGUUGUCCCUUUGCUCUUUAUAGACUACUACUACUCCUACUAACUAUCCAUAUCAAAUGCGCUACCCUCUUUGUAAUUACCUACCGAAAACCUCAGCUAGUCGUAAAUGGCGACGCCCUGACUGAAUACUCUACCGUUCGUUCAUUCCA
Molecule: messenger RNA, 2269 nt
Organism: Hypoxylon fragiforme
Lineage: Eukaryota; Fungi; Ascomycota; Sordariomycetes; Xylariales; Hypoxylaceae
Exons: 3
Coding region: 615-2009 (464 amino acids)
Molecular function (GO): oxidoreductase activity
Source: RefSeq, a predicted model, not a curated record